GGCGUUUCUGUAUCUGACUGGCAAACAUGCCAUCUGAAUACCCGAUCCUUGAUAAUAGACCUAUAGAUCAGUGGAAGGUCGUGGAGCUGAAGGAGGAGCUCAAGAAGCGGAAGUUGGCAAUCCGGGGUUUGAAGGACGAUUUGAUUAAGCGUUUGGCAGAAGCAAUUCGUAGCGAGAGUGCAAAUGCAGAGGUUGAGGUGGAUGUCCAUUCGAGUCAUCCAGCUGGUGAUAAGAAAGAUGUAGAAGACGUAGGGGUUUCAGAGACAGAGAAGCAUGACCCAUUGGUUGAUGGUUCCAACAUUAAGAGUUCUGAUGCUGCCAAAGUUGGUACAAAUGGUAGCCCGGAGGCCAUGGGCGAAGAGAAAACCAAAGAUGAUGAAGUGACAGGAAAUGCCGAUCUUCCAAAGGGAGGGCAACCUCUUGAUGGUCAUAUAGAGCCUCUUGAGGCUGAAAGGGAAGUCAUUGAAACCGUUGCUGUUACUGAGAAUGUGGCUCAUGAUUUGGCUGACAGUGGAAAAGAUGAGGGCAAUUCUGGUACAAAGGAGAUUGAGGAUAAUGGAAAUGAUCAGCUGGAUAAUGGGGAUCCAAAACCACUGCAUGAACAUGAUACUCCAGUACUUCAGUUGGAUAAUGAGGAUCCAAAGCCCCAGCUGGAGCAGGAGGAUAAGAAAACACAGCUGCAGAAUGAGGAUUCAAAGCCUCAGCUGGAGAGUGAGAAUCCAAAUUCUGAGCUGGAAAGUGAGGAUUCAAAGCCUCGGCUGGAGACUGAGAAUCCAAAGUCCGAGCUGGACAAUGAGGAUUUGAAGCCUCCACACGAGGUUGUCAAGCAUGACCCAUCUGCACCAAUUAACCAGGUAUCUGAGGUUAGCCCUAGUUUAGGGUUUCAAACAAAAUCUGAUUCACUUUCUACUGAUUCUGUGUCAAUUAAUGAAAAGAAUGAACUAAAGGAUAAUAUAAUUGCUGAUAAUGUCAAAUUAGAACUAGAUGAUGUUAAACCAGAGAUGGUGGAACUAUCAUCAUCAAGUAAUGUUGUCCCGGUUGGUGGUGAAUCACAUCCUAUGGAUGUUGAAGAGCCACAAGAGAAGGCAUUGGUUAAGGAGAAAGAUGGAGGCGAUGCGUACAUCGGAGAUGUGGAGAAGAAAAUUUAUAACGUAGAUGUGGGUGAUUCUGAGAAGUUAAGUCUGGAUAGAAGUUCUGGUGAUGAUUCUAUGGAUGAAGAUACUUUGGAGAGUAAGCAGAUUGAUUCGAAGUAUAAUCCUGAUGAAGUUGGAAAUAAAAAUGAGACAGAUGAAGUACCUGUGAAUAUGGAUCUCAAUACGGUGAAGCUUGAUGGAAAUAAGCCAUCUGUGGGCCGAACAGAAGCUCUUGUUGAGAAUAAGAGCAGUCAAGAUAUAGGUGUUGAGAAGAGAAAGCUUAAUGACCUGGAACCUGUGAGCACUGAACCGUUGAAGAGGCAGCGAAAGUGGAAUUCUGAUAGCAGCAAGUCCCCUGACAUACAAAAUUCUAGUCAGACUUCUACUCUUACUCAUGUAUCCACACCUAAGGAUACUUCUUUUCAGCCUUCCAAGCAAAACUUCUCUCGAUCAGACUCAAUGGUCAGUGAGGAAGCACCAAAGGAGCGUGUUGUUCUGCCAUCGCAAAAAACUCCAACCACUUCUUUGAAAAUCGAUCGGUUUUUACGUCCUUUCACUCUGAAAGCAGUCCAAGAACUUCUGGGAAAGACUGGGACUGUGAAAAGUUUCUGGAUGGACAACAUCAAAACCCAUUGUUUUGUCACGUACUCUUCAGUGGAAGAAGCCACGGAAACUCGAAAUGCUGUGUAUAAUCUCCAAUGGCCUCCAAAUGGCGGGCGCCUCCUGGUUGCAGAAUUUGUUGAUCCUCAGGAAGUGAAGUCAAAAGUCGAUGCACCUCCGCCAUCUCCUGCAUCUGCUAAGCCUGCUUCCACUCCUGUUCCUGCACCAUCUAGCCAGCCACAGCCUUCACCCCGCCAGCAGGCUACUAGACAGCAACUGCCACCACCUCCUCCCCUUCCACCACCGCCGCCACUGUCGAACCCUCCACUGGUUAAGGAACGGCUCGUGCCGCCACCACCUCCACCACUACCUGAGAAACCCGAGGCCCCGAUUGUGACUCUAGACGACCUGUUCAGGAAAACCAAAGCAGUCCCUCGAAUUUACUACCUCCCGCUGUCUGACGAACAAGUGGCGGAGAAGAAGAGACGUGGGCAACAGGGUAGAAAUGGCAGGCCCUAGGGAAGUUUGGACUAUCAUAAAGUUUCAGUCUUUGCAGGUUCUGCAGGUUUGGGUUGUAGCAGAGACGGAGAUAUGGAUUUGGGUACUCUGAAGAUUUGCAUUUUCAUCAUUUUUUUCCCUUCUCUUUUUUUUUUUUUUUUUUUUUUUUGUAGCACUAGAGAGUAGAGACAAUGGAAUUAGAAUUAGGGGCACUCUGUUUUAUGAGU
Molecule: messenger RNA, 2458 nt
Organism: Linum trigynum
Lineage: Eukaryota; Viridiplantae; Streptophyta; Magnoliopsida; Malpighiales; Linaceae
Source: the annotation of a GenBank genome assembly